Molecule: messenger RNA, 1631 nt
Organism: Somion occarium
Lineage: Eukaryota; Fungi; Basidiomycota; Agaricomycetes; Polyporales; Cerrenaceae
Source: the annotation of a GenBank genome assembly
UCCCUGCACCAAGACCAUUUCUUUACUUCAGCCACCAACUUGCAUACUAUUCAAACGGAUAUUACAUUUACAAGAACCAGCCGACUCAGCCUGCCAAGGACUCGUUCGAUACUCCAUCCAUUCAAGACUCUCAGGCUUGCUUCUAGAGUUACCACUAUCGUCCCACCUGGUGAUCUAGCGCAAUGGAGAAUGAACCCCAAUGUUACUUUGAGGAAGAUGAUGGAAAUGAAUACCAGGAAUCUUCGCCAGCCGACCCAUCGCUACUAUCCUAUAUCCAUGGAGCACUCUCCAAAUCACCUGUAGGAUCAUUAUUGACGAUAUACACCCGUGCUUCAAGCGUAACAGACAAAGUCUCCCCUGUAUCUGCACAGAAAAUGUUCUCAAGCUCAGCUCCAUGCAAUUCUGCUUCGACCAACUCAGUACCUUCUCCAUCUACAACGCGUCGCUCUGGCCACUCGCGCAGCGUAUCUUCAAGUCUUGCGGAUGUCAAGCGUGUUAUUUCAAAUAUCGCUCAACAUACCCAUCGAUCGCGCUCAGGCUCCACAGCUAGCUCAAACUCUUUCUCUGAGGUGCCAGAUAAACCGCAUAUAACCCGACGUCGAGCGCAUACAGUGUCUUCAGCCGUUCCCACUAUUGCAUAUGUCUCGGAAUCGACACCACCUUUGACCCCGGACUCGCUGUCUCCUGCUAGCUCCCAGCAUUCCAAUGGCUUCUUGGCGGAACUCGUAGACGUUGCAAAAGUGGCUUGCAGCGCACUUGGUCCUAGUGAAACACCGACGCGAACUAGGCAAGAAUCCGAACGUAUCCGCGAAGGGAAACGACCCCAACGCGACCUUCCGUAUGACACGCUUCUCGCAGGCAUCAGUCACGACUGGGACCCAGCUUCACCUCAUACACCAACCAAAGAUACUGCUCACAAGCCGGAGGAUUCAGAACCCGAUGAUGACUCCGACGAAUGGUUCGGCUUGGAAUACACCCUUGAGCUCAGUCGUACUUCACGACAUGAAGUGAGCUUUGAAGACCUUUCAAGCGGGGAGUUCUCAAAGAGUCCAUUGUCUUGGGCCAAGAUGCAUCGAGGAUCGCUGCAUCCAAGUCUUGAAGAGCAAGCAUUCCGCCGAUGGCUGAAAUGGCAUAACAACCUUGAACGGUUGGAAGAACGCAGACGAAUUGAACGUACCUUCAGUUUCUUGCGAUACUCGAAACGAAUGGCUGAAAUCGACACGGAGAUGAUCGCGUUGAGUGACUAUGUGCGAAUGUGGCAAGAGGAACUGGGAUACGCUGCGAACGUUCAGCUGGCCAAAGGACGGCUGGACUACCUCGCUCGUUAUCGUCCGGACCGUAAUGUUUGUUCAUUUACUUUGCCCCUGCGUCGUGCGAAAUCUUUGCCGGGACUCAGGAAGGUUGAUGUUUUCUUGUCGAACGACUCUUGAAGUCACACCUGUUGUCAUCUUGCUGGAGUCCGUGUAUUCUUCCUUGUUUGAACUCCUGAAUCAGAUUCAUGUAUACCAUAUUGCUUCUAACUGUUCGGUACCUAUUCUGGAAGCAGAACCUCUAUUGCACGUCAUCAUUUGGGAACUUCCAUGAACUGCGGCCUUCAAAGGUUCAGGCGGCAUUAAAGGUUAAACACCCAC